AAGAGCCGACUUCCGUUGUGACCUCCAGAAUCCAUGUGCAAUAGAAUUGUACUUCUACUAGUGUUCUUAUUUGUGCUAAGAAAUUGCAUAAGAAAGCUUUGGACGUGCACACUUUAACCGGUGCCUCCGAACAUCAUGCCGCUUUCCAGUACCUGUCAGAAUUGUGCAAAGUCCAAGGUCCGGUGUGUACGGAAUACUGCAGAAUCAGAUAUCUGCUCUCGGUAAUGGUCCAAGAAAGCCAAGGCGGUCUAUGUAUAGCUUAUUGAGAUUGUAUAGGUGUGCACGGUUGAACAAGCAAUGUAUAUAUCGUGAGACCGGUCGGCGGUUUAAGGGCUUCAAAAAAGACCGGCAGAUAGAAGCUCUUGAGUCAAAGAUCAAUGAACUCAUGACUAACUCCAAAUCAACUCCAGCAAACCCAACAGUCCUCGAAAACGCUAUAUGCAGUCCAACUGGCGAAGAAACUGACAAGGACAGGAUGGACGUUAUUGCACGCGGUCUACUAAAUAUGGAAACUGCCCAGUCUUUCAUAGAUAUUUAUAAGACGGAAAUGGCGUUACAUUUUCCGUUCGUUGUUAUCUCACCGGAGGUCACUGCCCCAGAUCUUCGGCAAGAAAAGCCAUUUCUCUUCUUAGCUUUACUCGCAUCUGCGGCAUACUCCAAUAUGCCACUGCAGAGAGUGCUAGGUAAGGAGAUCAAGAGAAUCAUUGCUUCUCGCAUGAUUAUGCGCGGAGACGUUUCAUUUGAGUUUCUACAGGGAAUGCUGGUCUUUCUGGCUUGGUCCCAUUACCACUCGCGACCCCAUCGAUAUACGCAGUUUCUACAGCUGGCUAUAGGUCUUCUGGUUGAGCUGCGGUUGGAUCGACCACCACAAACGAAAACAUGGAAAACGGCACUUAGAUUUAAUAAAGAAUAUGCACUCGACGAUGAAGACUAUGUUCGCCCAUCCUGGGGCCUUGAGGAGCAGAGAGCCGUGGUUGGAUGUUAUUACUUGUCAUCCACCAUUUCCAUCCUUCUACACAAGCCGUCUUGCUUCCCAAAUAUAGCGCCUUAUCUCGAACAAUGCUGCCAGUCUCUACACAAUGAAGGUGACCUCGCUCAUGACAAACACAUUAUGCACAUUUUCCAAUUGCAGGUUAUCGCGGAAAAGAUUAACAAUCUGUCUUGGAAACACGGCAUCGAGCUGGGUAGCACGAGCUCAGCAGCAGAGCUAUAUGUCAGUAACAUUAAAUCUGACUUAGAUAGAUUACGCGGCCAGCUUCCUGUUGACUUUUAUGAAACUCCGGUUAUGGCUAUGCAGCUCUAUACCACAGAGCUAUGCUUGUACCAACUGAGCCUUUCUCAGCAGAGCGCACUAUCUUCUAGGUCGGCAUGUUCCAUAGUCUCUCAGACCUGGUGGGACGAGAUCUUCUGUUCUGGCCUUACUGCCGCAGAUAAUAUUCUAAAAAUGUACAUGGGGCUGCCGAUAGGGGGCGAACAGGGGUUCAACAACACACAAUGGGUACAAAUGGCUUUCUGCAUCCUGGUUGCUUGUAGGCAAAUUGUCGCAGCUUCACGCAUGGGAAAGGCGGCCCUAAUUCCGCAGAGUCGUACAUGGCCGGAAACUCUAGGAAGACUGCGGCAGCGCCUAGCAGCAUUAUCUACACCACAGGUGGAUUUGGAUGGCGAUCGAGACGUCUUUGUCGACUUCGAGAAACGUGUUGCUCGCAUCCAGGGCUGGUUUUCUUACCACUUCGAAAGCCCAGAAACAACCUAUCCUUCUCAGAGCCUUGCCGCAAGGCAAGAUUUAGGCCUGGAUACUACAACAGGACUGUCCUAUGACACUACCGUUGGACCGUUAGACAUGCCCGAGGAUCCGUCAUUGACUGGCUAUGAUUUCCAAUUAGCUGCAGAAUUCUUCCUUCCUCCCAAUCUGGACAUGAUGACUGGUUGGAUAUAACAAGUUGUCUCGCCUUAUUCAACCGUCGGAAAUUGAACGGGGACGUACCUAUAUAUAUGCCAUCCCGUACUUGAUUGGCGUCACGGCGGUUCUAUUCUCUCCAUUCUUUCUAUUUAAUACUUUCUUUCUUCCUACAUUGGCUAAUAUUGUUUCCUAAUGCUGGUUUGUGUGCAAGGCCCCCCAUUUUGUGAGGCUGUGUUAGUGUUUGUGUGAAGGCUUGUUGCAUCUCCGAUCCGAUCUUCCUAAUGUUGGGGCCGAAAUACCUCAGGGUUUGUACACGUUCCAUCUCCGACCCGACAAGUAGAAAAUAAAUACCUAACUCAGGGAACCAUCAUAACGCUGUCAACACGAAGCAUCAAAAGUAUUAUUGCAUAUCAAAAUGUCUAAAUCACAUUUUACUAUCAUUUUCCCCGUCCUUUGUCUUAUUCAUUCCGUAUCUUCAUUUACUCCCUGCCCACUCUUAGGGCCAGCAUUCCCAGCAUUCACGCUC
Aspergillus pseudonomiae is the source of this 2426-nucleotide messenger RNA. RefSeq names its product fungal specific transcription factor domain-containing protein. Gene Ontology annotation, biological process: regulation of DNA-templated transcription. The transcript has 5 exons. Gene Ontology annotation, molecular function: DNA-binding transcription factor activity, RNA polymerase II-specific; transcription cis-regulatory region binding. The record is from RefSeq and is a predicted model, not a curated record. Gene Ontology annotation, cellular component: nucleus. Lineage: Eukaryota; Fungi; Ascomycota; Eurotiomycetes; Eurotiales; Aspergillaceae. Bases 251 to 1936 code for a protein of 561 amino acids.